Fusarium graminearum PH-1 is the source of this 897-nucleotide messenger RNA. Its product is annotated as general stress protein 39. The record is from RefSeq and is a predicted model, not a curated record. Bases 1 to 897 code for a protein of 298 amino acids. Gene Ontology annotation, molecular function: oxidoreductase activity. NCBI's taxonomy places the organism in Eukaryota, Fungi, Ascomycota, Sordariomycetes, Hypocreales, Nectriaceae. The transcript has 4 exons.
AUGACGACUCAGAACUUCAAGAAUGAGAAGGAUAUUCCUGUCUCUCACCAGGACUUCCCUGGUACGGAGAGGGAUAUGCCCAAUCCCCAAGCCACUCGAGAUGAGCUCCCUGAAGCUGGUGGUAACUCGCGAACAUACCAAGGCUCCGGCAAGCUCAAGGGAAAGAGGGCUUUGAUCACUGGAGGCGACAGCGGUAUCGGUGCUGCUUCAGCUCUUCUCUUUGGUAGAGAGGGUACUUCUGAUAUCGUCAUUGCCUACCUACCAGAGGAGGAGAAGGAUGCCCAGGAUACCAAGAAGCAGGUCGAGGGUGAGGGUGCCAAGGUUCAUCUCAUCUCUCUUGAUCUAUCCAAACAGGAGAACUGUAGAAAGUUGGUCGAUUUCGCCGUUGAGAAGAUGAAGGGAAUCGAUAUUCUCUUUAACAACGCUGCUUAUCAAAUGGUUGUCAAGGACAUCAAGGACCUUCCCGAAGAGCAAUGGAUUCAUACUUUCAACAUCAACAUUCACUCCUUCUUUUACGUUUCCAAAUACGCCCUGCCGCACAUGAAGGAGGGAGCUACUAUUAUCAACAACGCCUCCAUCAACGCCUAUAUCGGCCGUCCUGACCUCCUCGACUAUACCUCCACCAAGGGUGCAAUUGUCUCCUUCACACGAGGUCUCAGCAACCAGUAUGUCAGCAAGGGCAUCCGCGUCAACGCUGUUGCUCCUGGGCCUGUCUGGACUCCCCUCAUUCCCGCCACCAUGGACGACGAGGCACAGAAGAAUUUCACAGCUCCUAUGGGACGACCUGCUCAACCUUCAGAGAUCGCUACCUGCAUAGUCUUCCUAGCGUCGAGCGACAGCUCAUGUGUUAGUGGACAGACUAUUCACUGCAACGGCGGUACCAUUGUCAACGGUUAA